GGCACUCCUUGACUUGUUGCAUUGGACCGCGGAAAUGGUAAGAAGGCAAGCUUUAUUCCUUGGUGACUCAGAGCUGCAGCAACUGCUUCACAUCUUCAGGAAGGCUGUCAAAAUUUUGACUCCUGGAGGGAACAUGCUGGAGUUGGGUCAUGAGCUACGCUUACCCUUUGUUAAUUGGGUUAUAACAAACCAGGUAAAGAUUUGGGAAGACAGGAAGGCAUUGCCACUUUUAACAUUGAGGCCACAUGAUGACGAACCUAUUAACUCAGUUACAUUCUUGACAGUGCCUCAUCACCCUGAUCACAUAGUUCUUAUCACAAUGGGGUAUUACUCAAUGGCUAAACAGCCAUCGGACUUUGAGGUUCUCAAUCAGGGAAUUUGUAUUCUUUUUCUGAGGGAUGCUGAAACAAAUGAAAACUCCGACUGCUGUAUUGUUGAGAAGAGAAGAAAUGGAUGGAUAAAUUGGGUCUUUUAGCAAAUUUCUUCUGUUCAUUUUGGAUUUUUUUUAUUUUGUCAAGAUAAGAUUGUUGAUUUUGAGAUGAAGCUCAUGGACAUUGACAACAAGCAUCUUGGAAUUCCAAAAUCAGAGUAUCAUGCCAUUGUAAAGAUGCCAUCAGCUGAGUUCUCAAGGAUUUGCAAGGACCUCAGCAGCAUUGGAGAUACUGGUAUCAUCAUCAUCAUUGCAUGAGUUAGUAUUGAGAUACUUCCGUACACAUAAUACUGUGUACUGAAUUCACCCACCAUCCAUUGGCUGAAAUUUGAAUAGAAUGUGUAGGGAUUCUUGUUGGUUGUUUCAUACUAAUGUCCAACAUUCAUAUCAACAGUUAUAGUUCACUAACAA
Messenger RNA from Magnolia sinica, 841 nucleotides. RefSeq lists its product as uncharacterized. The transcript has 7 exons. The record is from RefSeq and is a predicted model, not a curated record. Gene Ontology annotation, biological process: deadenylation-independent decapping of nuclear-transcribed mRNA. Lineage: Eukaryota; Viridiplantae; Streptophyta; Magnoliopsida; Magnoliales; Magnoliaceae. The coding region runs from base 35 to 475 and encodes 146 amino acids. Gene Ontology annotation, cellular component: P-body.